AUGCCCCCCGUGACCCCCGCUCGCUGCUCCGUGCUGCUGCUGCUCGGGCUGGCUGCUGCCCUGGCUCUCCAGAAGCGGGGAGGUGCUGAGGCCAGGGGGACGCCCUCGGCCAGGCAGCCAGAGCCGGUGGGGCCAGGGGCAGCAGGGGAGUCGUGGGGCACACACGUGUGGGGAGACAUGAGGACAGGUGUGCCCGUCCAGACAGCGACCCACCCUGGUGGGGCCAGGCAACCCGAGGGUCUUGCAGAGAAGCGGGCGCCUGGGAAUGCCCCCCCUGGAGAAGCAAGCCUCCCCGGGAUGUGGCCAAGCGGCGGCGGCCUCUGGCAGCGGUGUGGCAGCUGGGCCCUCAAGACCGGGCUCGUGGGCGUCCUGGGCCUUCUGGUGGUGGCUGGCAACGGGCUGGUGGUCGCGGUGGCCGCCUCCUCGGUGUCCGGCUGGAGCCACAGCAGCCGCCUGGUGCUGCUCUCGCUGGCGGCCGCGGACGCCGCCCUGGCCGUGCUGGUGGUGCCGCUCAACCUGUCCCGCGGGCUGGCCCUGGGGCCGGGGCCGGCGGAGGCCGUGGCCGAGCAGGAGAGCUCCUACUGCCGGGCCGUGGCCUUCCUGAACUCCAGCGUCUUCGGGGCCUCGCUCUACUCCCUGGCCGGGGUCUCCCUGGAGCGCUACGUGGCCGUCUUCUUCCCCCUGCGCUACCACCGCCUGCUGAGCCGCCGGCGGGUGGCCCUGCUCAUCGCGGCCUCCUGGCUCGUGCCGGCCCUCGUGCUGGUGCCGCUGGCCCUGCCGGCCCCCGCAGCCGUCCUCCGGGUCCGCUUCUCCGCCGCGGCGCUCCUGUGCGAGCCGGAUUACGGCUCCAACGCCGCCUACUCCCUCCUGAUCGUGGGGACCCUCUUCUGCCCGGCCGCGGCGACCAUCACCUUCACGAACGUGUGCCUGUGGCGGGCGGCCCGUGCUCAGCGGCGGCGGGACGCGCGGGUCGGGGCCCUGCGGGGAAGGGGCCCGGGGCCGAGGAGGCGGCGCCUGCUGCCCCUGGACGCUGCCGCGCGCGUCCUGCUCCCCGUGGUCGUCGGCUUCUACGUCUGCUGGGCGCCCUGCAUCACCAUCCUCCUGUACAACUCGCUCACACAGAGGAGGGUCCACGAAUGGGUCGAGUUCGUGGCCUUGUGGCUCCCCACGGGCAGCGGCUUCCUCAACUGCUUUGUCUACUUCUGGAUCAACAGGAACUUCCGGCGCAGGUUCCAGAAGGUUGGGCGCAGGCUGUGCUGCCCCGGCCGGCGGGAGCAAGGGCAGCCGGGCCCCGUGUCCUGCUGCCACGUGGCGGGAGGGGGCGGGGUGCUUCCGGCCCUCCUGCCGGGCUGCUCCAGCAGCUUCUCCUCUUCCAACUGCCCCCUGCCCGUCCUGGAAGACUCGGCCCAGCUGUAG
This is a messenger RNA of Varanus komodoensis (Komodo dragon), 1416 nucleotides long. Its product is annotated as D(4) dopamine receptor-like. Gene Ontology annotation, cellular component: membrane. Gene Ontology annotation, molecular function: G protein-coupled receptor activity. The record is from RefSeq and is a predicted model, not a curated record. Lineage: Eukaryota; Metazoa; Chordata; Lepidosauria; Squamata; Varanidae. Gene Ontology annotation, biological process: G protein-coupled receptor signaling pathway. The transcript has 2 exons. The coding region runs from base 1 to 1416 and encodes 471 amino acids.